This is a messenger RNA of Racocetra fulgida, 453 nucleotides long. The record is from the annotation of a GenBank genome assembly. Lineage: Eukaryota; Fungi; Glomeromycota; Glomeromycetes; Diversisporales; Gigasporaceae.
AUGGGGAAAGAACGCAUUCAGAAAAAAGAGCGACAUAAUCCUCUUCACGUUCAACUUGCAGAGGAUGAAUUACCUAACAAAAAGCGUUACAAAGAAAAAUAUAGUAUUCGAAGACAAGAAAAGGAUGAGGAAGAUGAAUAUACUGAACCUGACCUUUCACGGAAAAUCCUUCAAAUUGUAAGAGAGCAACAGGAAGAACUUGAUAAAAAUGAUCAAAAUCGAAUGCUUUACUCCAUGAUAGAUGAUGAAAGCGAUCAAGAUGAAAAUUUUUCAGAUGAUGGUGAUAAUUUUGAAUAUGACGAAUUAGAAAUAGAUGAAACGGAUCAACAAGUUCUCGAUAAAUUUAUGCCUAAUGCACCAAAAGAGAGGAAAACUUUGUCAGAUAUAAUAAUGGAAAAGAUUGCCUUGCAAACAUUGGAUCAAUCAAGUUUGAUAGGUUGGAAAAAUAUAUAG